This is a messenger RNA of Tachysurus vachellii, 1480 nucleotides long. RefSeq lists its product as uncharacterized. The transcript has 8 exons. The coding region runs from base 139 to 1398 and encodes 419 amino acids. Lineage: Eukaryota; Metazoa; Chordata; Actinopteri; Siluriformes; Bagridae. The record is from RefSeq and is a predicted model, not a curated record.
AUGAUUAGUGUAGCGUUGUAAGUGUAAACAAAACUUUGGCACCGUUUUGAAGCGGGUUUUUUUUCUCGUUUUAAAAAGAAUAUGUUCUAUUCGAAACAAAGAUAACACUAAUAGAGAACUGAAAAGAAAACACACAAGAUGACCAACAGAAAAUGUCAAUUUGGACCCGGAGACAGCACUCCUGUUCAUCCUUGGUAUAAAGAAAGACUCCGCACUAAGUGUCUGAAGGACCCAGUUCAGAAGCUGCAGCUCUAUAGGUCCCUGAAUGGAUGCAGAUGGCGCUUUCUGACAUCAGGACUUAAUGAUUUUAGAGAUGGCUACCCUGUACCACAGGCAGGGACUUUUACACAGCCCCAGCAUGGAACUGAAGCUGCCAUUUUUGGCCUGUCCCGUAAGCCAGAGAAAGAAAAAUCACCAAAAAGACGCUUUACCAAAGAGCAGGCGUGCUUCUCCAAACAGAAUUGUCUACGCCAGACUCGGCGCAGAUAUGUGGAUGCAGUGGAGCAGAGUCUGAAAGCUCACCCGCUCGCUCUCUAUCCACUCUUAGGAAGUGGUUUGCCACCUGAGCUGUUCCAUGAAGUCUUGCUCAUUCUGGAUCCAUCCCUGCACAUCAGGAAUGAGACUCCUCUGGCCAAGUCAGAGGAGUAUAGCAAAGAAUAUGUGGUGCCAUGUGAAGGCAUUAUUCAAGAAACCUUUUCAGAGCCAACAACAGAAUCACCUAAUAGUCCAAGUUUCAGUCAGGGUGAAGUAAAAUCAACUUCUCAGAAUCCUUAUAUACUUAAGGAAGCUAAGGAGAAGUUUGCCAAAGAAGGACCAAUGAUUAGCAACAAAAGCUUGCACGUCACACCUCUGGAUGAAGAAAUCAAGAGAGUCACAAAGCUCUUCUGUGACUGGAUUACCUCACUGGGUGAGGACACCAAUGACUUCACAGAGUCCACUAUCCUGAACCUGUUUGCCAGUGGCGGUGAAAAGGAGCCUAUGGUAACAUUCCAAGAUGUUGGAAUUAACCAAAAACCAGAGAUGAUGUGUAAAGACUAUUCACACAACCUGCAACUGAAAGAUUCAGAGCUGAACAAGGUGUAUACUCCUAGUAUAAAAACUAAAUAUGGUGCAUGGUAUUUAAAUCCUAAAACAUGGAAGAAACGGCCUGCGAAUGAGCCUCUGAGAGAACCUUCAGUGACUGAAGAUUCCGAGUUUGAGCAAAAAUUCACUGAGAAGGAUGAAGAACUGAAGCAGAUUCAUGGAGCUCAGGCCUUCAAGCAGUUCAUCAUCAAUAAAGGAUUGAGAGCUCCCGGGUUUCUUAGUUCUCUUUUUUCGGAGGAGGAGCAGGAGAGCAGGAUCAGAGUGACAGAUACCACAGCUUCACCAUCGACACACCCUGCAUCUGCAAUGCUUUAAAUACACCUCAACUAUCAAAAAUAUGGUGCAGCUGAGCAGAACUCUAACCUGACAUUUUAAUAAAGAAUAAUGACAAGAAAUU